Molecule: messenger RNA, 1779 nt
Organism: Penicillium canariense
Lineage: Eukaryota; Fungi; Ascomycota; Eurotiomycetes; Eurotiales; Aspergillaceae
Product: putative GPI anchored cell wall protein
Exons: 3
Coding region: 1-1779 (592 amino acids)
Source: RefSeq, a predicted model, not a curated record
AUGAAAAGUUUCGCCGUCUUCGCGGCCUUCGCUGCCAGUGCCAACGCCCUCGUUGGCCGCAAUGCAGGGGCCUGCUGCUUCCACAUAACGGCAUCUGGUGGUAUGUCCGGCAACCUGGGCCAACUGAGUGAUGGCCAGAACCGCAUUGGGGACAAUAGUCUGUCCGCGUCUCAGUACUGUAUCAACUCGACCGGUGUCAUCACCGACAGCGUUGGUCGUGGCUGCAUCAUCACGUCGGAAACCACUCAAUUCCAGUGCGAUGAGGGUAAGGCCGGCACUCCGGGCUUCUAUGUCUCGUCCUCCGGCCAAUUGGAGUUCCACGGCAGUCCUGCCUUCAUUGCUUGUGAAACUGGCCAGAAUGGUGGCUCGAACAUCUACACCACCAACAGCACUUCCGUCACCAACUGCAAGAACAUCCGGAUGAGUGCCGACUCUUGCACGAGCACUGGCGCCAGUGCUGGCGGCUCGUCAUCUGGCACAGCUCCUUCAGGUCAACCUGGUUCCCCUGGUCAAUCUGGUUCCCCUGGUCAACCUGGGUCCACUGGCUCCCCUGCAGGCUCAGCCCCGGUUCCUAUUUCGGGAUCACCUAUUACAGUUGUGUCAACCGUCACUGUAUCUGAUUGCAGCUGCUCCGGGACCGGUGUUCCGGCUGCCCCUGCUGCAGGUCAAUCUUCCGCCCCCGGUGGUGCUCCAGCCCCUGGUGGUACCUCGCAGCCUUCUAGCUCUGCUGGUGGCUCUCCUCCUGCUAUUGUGCCAGUUGCCCCAGCUCCUGGUGGUCCCUCGCAGCCUUCUAGUGCUGCCGGUGGCUCUCCACCCGCUAUUGUGCCAGCUACUUCAGCUCCUGGUGGCUCCUCACAGCCUUCUAGCUCUGCUGGUGGCUCUCCUCCCGCUAUUGUGCCAGUUUCCCCAGCUCCUGCUGGUACCUCGCAGCCUUCUAGCUCUGCCGGUGGCUCUCCUCCCGCUUCUGUGCCAACUGCCCCAGCUUCUGGUUUCUCCUCUGUUGGCCCGAGCGGUGGCCCGGCUCCGUCUGGCAGCUCUCAACAAUCUGGUGGUUCUCAGCCCUCUGGUAGCUCGCGUCCCUCCGCGGCCCCAAGUGGCAGCCCAGUCCCUUCCAGUAGCUCUCACUCCUCCAGCUCAGCCGCUGGCUUCCAGCCCUCGAGCGCCCCCAUGUCUUCUGGCGCACCCGCUCCGUCCACCAGUACCCAUCCCUCGAGCCCUAGCGGUGGCGGUGGUGGCGGUGUCCCGAUCUCUUCUUCCUCGGCCUCGGCCUCAAGAUCAUCGUCCUCGAGCGGUAGCUGCCCUACCACCCUCUCUGGCGACUAUCAGUACCCCCACCUGAUGGUCCCGAUCAGCUCAUCAUCACCUGAUACCCCCGAGGGUAAUAGCUUCAACGGGACCAUUAACUCGAGUGUUUCGACCACCUUCAACUUCGACAUCCCGCAAUCGUACUCCGGCAAGACCUGCAGCCUGGUAUUCCUGUUCCCCAAGAAAACCGAUCUCCAGACUUCCUCGUACAGCUUCAGCGGCGAUGGCAAGAUUGCCAUCGGCAAGCUUUCGCAGACUGUCAGCAGCUCCACUACCUACAAUAACGUUCCUUCGGUCUCCAAGGGUCUGGGCACGAUCACCAUCUCCCCUGGGAACUCCUACGUUGUGUCCACUUUCUCGUGCCCGGCGGGACAGGCCGUCAGCUACGAGAUGAAGAAUGCCGGUAGCACUAACCUGAACUUCUUCGAAGACUGGAACCCGUCUCCUCUGGGUCUGUUCAUCACCACCUGCUAA